AUGACAGCGAUGACCCAGACGAGCCGCUACAGAGAGGCUGCUCUCUCGCGAGAGCAUAUCGAGGCUUUGAUCGCCGACGGCAGGAAGGUGGUCAUUGUCCACAACCGAGUAUUCAAAACGGAUGCCUGGCUGCCAUUCCACCCUGGGGGUGACAAGGCCAUACUGCACAUGGUUGGAAGGGAUGCUACGAGUGAAGUCAGAGCCUUCCACUCUUUGGAGACACAGCAAUCCAUGCAGAAAUACCAGAUUGGACGUAUCGUGGAGCCAUGGGUGGAUUUUGUGCCUCCGAUACAGGGUGGAACAUUCAGAAGGAAGGAUGAGAUAGAGACCGCCACAAAGAAUCCGACCGUAGAAGAGAUGGGUAGAGAGGACUCGUCGGAAGAAGAGCGGUCCGCAGAACCCUCGCCUAUUUUUGAUGCGUCAGAACAUCGCACUUCCUCAUUUAGGCGGCGACGAGGAAGUGCUGGAGCUGCGAGCGGGUCCUCUGCCACCUCCCUGGACAGUCUUGACCUGCAUGAGCCGGCUCUGCCCAAAGGAGACAAAGAUGGCUCCUGGGAUGCCGACAGACAAGCCCAGAAGGACAUCGACCACGACCUCGAAAUCUUCCCCAGCCUCGACCCAUCGACUCAAUCCAACAUCAUAACCAAAUACCGCGCACUGGACGCCCGCGUCCACGCCGCCGGCCUCUACAACUGCAAUUACGCCGCCUACGCCAUUGAAUGCGUCCGCUACGUCUCCCUUGCCCUUCUCUGCAACUACACUCUCCGCCAUGAGUACUACAUCCUUUCCGCCCUCUGCCUCGGCGCCCUCUGGCACCAGCUCGUCUUCACAGUCCACGAUGCAGGCCAUAUGGGCAUCACCCACGGGUUCCACGCCGACACCAUAAUCGGCAUCCUCAUCGCCAACUUCGCCGGUGGGCUCUCCGUUUGCUGGUGGAAGCGAAACCACAACGUCCAUCACAUCGUAACGAACUCUCCCGAGCACGACCCAGACAUCCAACACAUGCCAUUCUUCGCCAUCUCCACCGCCUUCUUCGACUCUUUACGAAGCACGUAUUACGACCGCAUCAUGACCUACGACCCGUUCGCCAAACUCGCCUUGCGAUACCAACACUACCUCUACUACCCCAUCCUCACCCUCGGUCGCUUCAACCUCUACCUCCUCAGCUGGCAAUACAUCUUGCUCGGCCAAGGCCCCCGCAAAGGACCUGCUUGGUGGCAUCGCUACCUCGAGCUCGCGGGCCAAGUCUUCUUCUGGUACUGGUUUGGGUACCGACUGCUCUACCUCUCUCUCCCCGAUACCUCCACUCGCCUAGCCUACCUCUUCAUCAGCCACGCAAUCACCAUGCCCGUGCACGUCCAAAUCACGCUCUCGCACUUCGCAAUGUCCACCGCUGACCUCGGUGUCGCCGAAUCGUUUCCGCAACGCAUGCUCCGCACGACCAUGGACGUGGACUGCCCGGCGUGGCUGGACUGGUUUCACGGAGGUCUACAGUUCCAAGCGGUGCAUCAUCUGUUCCCAAGGAUGCCGAGGCAUAAUCUGCGCGAGUGUCAAAAGCUGGUUAGGCAAUUUUGUGAGGAGGUUGAAAUUCCGUAUGCGAUUUACGGGUUUCAGGAGGGGAAUGGGAAGGUGAUUGGCAGGUUGGGGGAGGUGGCGAGGCAGGCGAGGGUACUUGCGGAGGCACAGAAGGUGGCGAGUAAGGAUUUGAUAGAGGGGCAUUAA
Messenger RNA from Saxophila tyrrhenica, 1722 nucleotides. RefSeq lists its product as uncharacterized. The transcript has a single exon. NCBI's taxonomy places the organism in Eukaryota, Fungi, Ascomycota, Dothideomycetes, Mycosphaerellales, Extremaceae. Gene Ontology annotation, cellular component: membrane. Gene Ontology annotation, molecular function: oxidoreductase activity, acting on paired donors, with oxidation of a pair of donors resulting in the reduction of molecular oxygen to two molecules of water. Bases 1 to 1722 code for a protein of 573 amino acids. Gene Ontology annotation, biological process: lipid metabolic process. The record is from RefSeq and is a predicted model, not a curated record.